This is a messenger RNA of Labrus bergylta (ballan wrasse), 1697 nucleotides long. The record is from RefSeq and is a predicted model, not a curated record. NCBI's taxonomy places the organism in Eukaryota, Metazoa, Chordata, Actinopteri, Labriformes, Labridae.
UUUAGUUUGGAUCUCUAUCCGAUGCUGUGGAAUAAUUGCUAUUGUCACAAUCCCCUUAAAGUCAUUUUCUGAAAUGUUUCUGUGUCUUCCAGGUUUAACUAGUGGAGUUGGUUUGUUGCCAGAUGGUCCUCUGAAUGGAGCUGUUGGAGGGACAGUGAUGUUUACCACAGUGAAUCCACCAGAGAGUCCAUUUGCAACAACUAACUGGUGGUUUGGGGACAAACAAAUAAUUGUUUCAAAUAUUCAAAACUACACUUCUCCUGGAUAUGAGGGAAGAAUCACCUUCUUCCCCUCUACUGGAUCUCUGGAGCUCAGGAGUCUGUCUCUCAAUGACAGUGGAGAAUACACAGUCUGGAUUACAACUGUGAAGGAGUUUGAAGGCAGAACCACACUGAGAGUUUAUGAGAGAAUAUCAAAUCCUUCUAUCACAUCGUCAUCAAAGGAGCCAAUAGAGGGGAACUCUGUCAACUUAACCUGUGACGCUGCUGGCUCCGUGUUUACCAGAAAGUGGAUGAAGGAUGGAUCUGAUCUAAAUCAAGCUGACAUUAUACUUUACGAUAACAACAGAGUUCUGUCUUUUCAACGUCUAAAUAAAACAGACAGAGGAGAAUAUUCCUGUAAUAUCAGCAACCCCAUCAACUCAAUGGAAGAUAAACACGUCUUGGUUGUGAACUACGGACCAGAAAACACUCAAAUCAAAGGCCAGCAUCUCAUAUCUUUGGGAGACACCUUCACAUUAACCUGUGAGGCCGAGUCUGAACCACCUGCAAACUUCACCUGGUUACUGAAUGGGACAGAGAUACUCAAUUCUCCUGAGUACACUAAAAAGAACGCUGAAGCGUCCGACAGUGGAAACUACACCUGUCAAGCAAAGAAUAUCAUAACUGGAAGAUCAUCUUCUUCAGUGCAUGGAGUGACUGUAACAGUAUCCUCUCCAGUACCAUCACGCUGUAGUGGUGGUUGUAUCGCUGGAAUAGUAAUUGCAUGUUUGGUGAUCCCUGGAGCAGCUGCUGCUGCAGGAUACUUUAUCUACAAAAAGAAAGCCAACAGAAAACCUCAGCAAAAAGGGACAGAUAAACUACAACAACCAAAACAAGAAGAUGUUAAUGAGAACACAUCAACAGUAUAUGAUAACACAUCAAUGGUAUAUGAAAUAUAUCAACGGUAUAUGACAACACAUGUACGGUAUAUGAGAACACAUCAAGGGUUUCUGAGGACACAUUAAGGGUAUACGAGUGUAUAUAAACUCAGCGGUCUUUUGAAGGUAAAUUGAACUUGUGCCAUGAGGAUACAUGUAUCAUGAAGAUGGAGCACCAGAAGGAAUUUGUCCUCAGAGACUUCAUUAUCAUGAAGUCAAAGCACUUUGUAAACAUCUGUUUUAAAAGUGAUAUUAAUAUAUAAAACAGAUGUUUGUAUAUACAGUAUAUAUAUUGUUCUUUUAGGUAAUUCUUUUAUUUAAUACGUUUUUAACUUUCUGAGGCCAUAACCGCUCAGCUUAGGAUGCUGUUAAUAAGAGUUGAUCAGUUAGUGGUUGUAGGCGGUGUUGAAGAGGUGAGUUUUCAGGGAUAAAUUAAACUUAGCAUGGGCUUCUACACUGUAGCAAUCCUUUAUGAGACAAUACGUUCUUAGUUUUGGUUUGCACCAUAUAUCUACAGAUAUAUUUCUCUUUGUACAUAACAAACAUAUGUUGGGGUUGU